Rattus rattus (black rat) is the source of this 4176-nucleotide messenger RNA. RefSeq names its product thioredoxin like 1 (gene Txnl1). The transcript is spliced from 8 exons. Bases 212 to 1081 code for a protein of 289 amino acids. The record is from RefSeq and is a predicted model, not a curated record. NCBI's taxonomy places the organism in Eukaryota, Metazoa, Chordata, Mammalia, Rodentia, Muridae.
UCUAGCUCCCCUCCCAGCCCGCGUCUCCUCCCCCUCCGCUCGCCUGCUCCCUGGCGUGACUCGGCACUCGCAGCUCCGGGAGGACACGUCGUGGUCGCCGUUCUCGCCCAGGCCCCGGCCUCCUGCAGCCUCUCUCCGGCCUCUCUUGGGCUUUCGUCUUAAGUUUUGAGGCCGGAGGCGUCGUGGCCGUCCUGCCGGGCUCUCUGUAAGGAUGGUGGGAGUGAAGCCGGUCGGGAGCGAUCCAGAUUUCCAGCCGGAGCUGAGUGGGGCGGGCUCCAGACUUGCUGUGGUCAAGUUCACCAUGAGAGGGUGUGGACCAUGUUUGAGGAUCGCCCCGGCAUUCAGUUCUAUGAGUAAUAAGUACCCACAGGCAGUCUUCUUGGAAGUAGAUGUGCAUCAGUGCCAGGGAACAGCUGCUACCAACAAUAUAUCAGCAACACCUACAUUUUUGUUUUUUCGAAACAAAGUGAGAAUUGAUCAGUAUCAAGGAGCAGAUGCUGUGGGACUGGAAGAAAAAAUCAAGCAGCACUUAGAAAAUGACCCUGGAAGCAAUGAGGACACAGACAUUCCCAAGGGCUAUAUGGAUUUAAUGCCUUUUAUUAACAAAGCUGGCUGCGAAUGUCUCAAUGAAAGUGAUGAGCACGGCUUUGACAACUGCUUACGAAAAGACCUGUCCUUCUUGGAGUCUGACUGCGACGAGCAGCUGCUUAUUACUGUGGCAUUCAAUCAACCAGUUAAACUUUAUUCCAUGAAGUUUCAAGGACCAGAUAAUGGUCAGGGUCCUAAAUAUGUAAAAAUUUUUAUCAACCUACCCCGAUCUAUGGACUUUGAGGAGGCAGAAAGGAGUGAGCCAACCCAAGCUCUGGAACUGACAGAAGAUGACAUUAAAGAAGAUGGCAUUGUUCCUCUUCGUUAUGUUAAAUUUCAGAAUGUGAACAGUGUAACUUUAUUUGUUCAGUCUAAUCAAGGAGAAGAAGAAACAACAAGAAUUUCCUAUUUUACUUUCAUUGGUACUCCCGUCCAGGCAACAAAUAUGAAUGACUUCAAACGAGUAGUUGGCAAAAAGGGGGAAAGCCAUUAGGGUACAAAAGACACUGGAAGACUACUGCAGUCAGAUUUGCAGCUCCUGGAUAAUUGCUUGAUUCUCUUCGGAAACUGUUAAUCUUUUAUUUGUUGCCAGUACCAAUAAAUCAUUGCUUUUGUUCAGAUGGUAUUACUAGUGUUUCUAUUGUAAUCUUGAUACAUGCAGUUGUAAAUAAAAGUCAUUACUUUGCCAAGCUUAAAUUUUUGUCAUUCUGUAUAAAUGCAUUCUCUCUCUUUUUAUUUGAACAUUGGCUAAGCUUUUGUUUUAGAAGAGUCAUUGACUAAAAGCUAGUCUGUCUCUAGAGGAGCGGGACGUUGCAGGACUUGGGAGCACUGUCUAUACACGUGGAGUGUUUUGAUAUGGACUUGAGACAUCCGUAUAUGUGGAAUGUUUUGAUGCAUGGAUUUGGGAUGGUUAACCAAGUUCAAGACCAUACUGACUUAUUUUAUCAAAAGAUAUUUAGGGAUCUAGGCUUUAUAAAUUUACUCAAUUCUAAGCAUCUAUUACUCCUGUCACUGGCAGUUAACAGGUUUACAAAUGUUUUGUUUCUAAGUUAUCAUCACCAUUGAUAUCCUUGUGUACCUGCCGCCCAAAUGGUGGGAUUGUAGGCAUAUACCACUCUCGUGCCAAGAUUUUAACUCUCUGUAUAAACCUAAAAGUUAGAGUCAGCUAUUCCCUUUAAUAAGGCAGGCAUUAAUACUAAAUUCAGAAAAUUUGGAAAAAUAUAAUACAACGAAUUUAUCGAAAUUUAGAAGUGGAAUCUAAUCUAAUUUAUUAUCUUAAGUUCACCAAAACAUUCACUCUAAAUAUAUAGAUAGAAAACAUGAUAAAGCUUAGAAUGAGUUGUCCCAACUGAUUGAAAGGUCUUUCACAAUAGACUGGCUAAGACAAAUAUUUGUUCUUACAUGCUUUUUUAACACUUAAUAUUGGCAAAUUUAAUGUUUAAAUACUUUAUUUUUUAUGUGCAUGUGUGUUUUGCCUCCGUGUGUGUAUUCAUGUGGGUGUGGUGCCCAACAGAGGCCAGAAGAGCCUCAGAAACCCUGGAAAAGGGGUGGGAGCUGCUUGGGAGCUGCCGUGUGGGUGGUAGGAACAAACCGCGGCCUCUCCAAGACUGCUGCUCCGGCCCACAAGGUUGUCUUGUACUUCAUUACUUUAAAAGCAUAUGUAAGACUAUAAUUUGUAAUUCAGUUACACAUUUGAGGACAUUCUUAUCUAGAAAUAGUGCAGAGAUUUGCCCUUUGGAUACUAAUGUAUUUAUACAUAAUUAUGAAAAAAGUAUCGUCGUCGUUGAAGUAGUGUUGAAGUACUCCUUUUCUGAAACUUGUGUCCUUAUGUGAUGUUCAGAUCAUUUGUAUGUGAGUACAGUAACUGGUCUGUGGUGCGGCUGUAUUUUAUGUAUUUCACAGAGUUUGUUGACUCGGAAAAAUGGAAGACAACAAAAUAAAAGUUUAUAGUACCUGUAAACCAUCUUGAAGUUAAUCAUACCUGAAAUGGAGAAUACGAUUAACAAGAAAAGUUGUAGUUUAUACUUAUCCUUUUGGGGGGAAUCAUAAAAGUGCCUCAUCUCAGGUGUAAAUGGUCUCAUCUUAUUCGACUACUUGAAAAACCAAGUAAAAGUGGUUUCACAUUUGCAAAGGAUCAGACAUCAGAUUUUCUGUUGUUCAUAUGAUUCCUGUUACUUUGUUGCAACUUACAGACAUUCCAUCAUUCAAGUUGUAAAUAGUGAAGAAUGCUAGUAGGAAACUUACAUGUGUCACAAACAAAUACGCAUGAUUGAGAUAUAAAACCAAGCUAAAAUGCUAUUUUCUGUUAAGCUAGUUAAUAUAAAUAUAUAUUUCUAGAUAUAAGUAAGUAUAUUUACAUAUAAGUUUUUCUCAAAAGAACAUGAGGAAUGUGUAGCCUUAGCUCUUUUAUCAUUAGCCAUCCAUUAAUGUUUUCUAGAAAACUAAUAUUUAUUACCAAAAAUCUGCAUGCAUCGUUUUUCACGUCAGGCUGCCUAGUUGAGACAUACAAUGAAAUGCUUUGUCAGCAGAAACAAAGUAUUGCCAAAGUAUUGCUUUUCAGAGAAAGCCUAACAAUAAGACUAGCCCUUGUUACUCCACUCAAGAGUUCCCGUUGGUCUUUAUACUUUGACUAUCUGCUGUCAAGUACCAAAUUGGACCCUCUCGGCAUACGAAUAUAUUGGAUGGAGUUAGUCACUUAGCCUUCUGCCAACCGUGUUUCUUUAAAUGAUUAAAGAUGUGUAAGUUUUUUUUUUGUACUAUUAAUAGUUUUUGCUAUUAGUGUAUAUUUAAUACCAGCAUUUGUUUUAUGGAUGUUGUUAGUAUCAAAUUGAGAGCUUUGAGAUCACAAUGUCAGCAACGAGAUACAGUCUGUACGUGACAGUUACAUCCUUGUCAGAUCUUAAUAUGAACAAGACCUGUACAAUGACACUGUCAGCUGACUUGCCAAAUCUCUACAUGAAAAGCUACUAAGAACCAGUCUUACCCGGGGAAAAGUCUCUUGGUAAGUUAUCCAAUCCCAAGUGGCCAACCCUAAAUACAAACAAGCAAUACCAAAUGUACUUGACAGGUUAUAUUCAUGUACAUGCAUAUGUGGACAUGUCUGCUAUUGCUGUGAAUACCCCUGACCAAGGCGUGUUACAGAAGAACUCAUUGACCCUGACUCAGAGGGUGAGUCUGUGUUGGGGAGCAUGGCAGGAGGCAAGCAGGCAUGGUACUGGGGUGGUAGCUGAAUGCCUGCGUACAGUCUGAUCCAGAACUAUGAGGCAAGGAGAGCCAACUGGGAAUGGUGUGGGCCUUUGAAAUCACAGCAGAAAAAGGAGGGAUUAUGUUAUAAUUACAUUGAAAAGUAUAAGGUGACUGAUACGUAGCUUAUUUGAAUCAAUACCAAUACCCUUGGUUUCUUUUUUUAUUACACCAAAGACAAUUUUUGUCUACAAUUUCUUAAGUGUUGUUUAUAUAUGAAAAUUUCAAUGUCUCAUUUGUCUACUCACCUCACUUGAUUAUCGUGGUUGAGAAAUAUUGAUACAGGAGAAAUUGGAAUUUACUCCUAAAGUUUUUAGUCUCAUUAAUAAAGUGCAUUUUAAUAUA